UUCUGGUACAUCGUCGAAUUUCAUUUUCCUGAUCGUGUUAUGCGUCAAUUUGGGAUGAGGCAGGACAUUCCGGAACCAGUUGACACUAAUCGGGGUGGUUUACACCAAUUGGAUAUUUCUGGUUAUCCGGGAAGAAAUUGGGCUGAUUUUCAUAAGGGUUGGAUAGCAUACUGGAAUGCGCGUGCAACUGCAGAGGUACCUGGUGUGCCCAUAGAUACAUUCAGGCCUUCCAAUAAGUAUCUCGAGUGGUAUCAUAAUCACACCAUUCUGUACAUUACGCCUCCUAUCCAGCAGCAUGCACAAUAUGGGCAAAUGUUGCAUGGAGUUUCUGGCCAGUUUGAGUAUUUGAUGGGUACUAUGCAGCACGUUGGCCAGCAAUCGCAUGAUGCACUACAGCUUGAGGACACUAACGGUCGCUUUCAUUCCCAUUAUGCAACCAUUGUUGAUAGAGCAUAUGGAUCAAUGCAAUACCUCCAACGUUUUGAUCGCAUGGUUGUUGGUGAUUUUAAUUCUUUCGGUCAUAAUCCUCCUGUGUCACAAGAAAUUCCACAGCCCAAUCGUGUGCGACGUGUCCCUACACAAGGUGGACCAUCAUCUAGCAGAAGUCGACGGCACAGGCAUGGCUUGCAAGACGAAGUCAUCGGGGAGCAGACCAUUCAGCACACCGAGGUGCCGGAUAUCAAUGCUAUGCCAACUACACAGAAUAUAUCGGUUUUUAGCCCUCAGGUGACAUCUUUCCCGUACUCAUCGCAUAUUGGUGUAGAUGCCACGCCUUUGCCACAGUUUCCACCUUUUGGUGCACAUCCCACGCCCUCUUCAUAUUGUCCUGGGUUCGGUGGACAAUAUCCAUCCUCAUCGCACGAGCCUCCAGUUGGAGACACUACCACUGCAGCGGUGUCAUCUUCUGCUUCUGAACUGCAUCCAAUAUUCAGUCUUCUUAGUGGAGUGGGUGGUACAUCUCCUGUUUUAGACCUUCCUGAUUAUUAUAGUCUUGGACAGCCUAUGACCGUACCUACGUCGAUCCAGCCAGUAUGUACUACUGGAUACGGUCAUUCGGGAGAUUUUGUCACGUAUCGCUCUCAGAACGAUUGUGAUAGCAGUACGACUGCAGACUCGGUUGAGGAGGAGGAUGCAGGACUUGAUGAUGCUUCCAUAGAUGUUGCCCCUCCAAUUGAUGCACAACAGGAGGCAAUAAUUCUGCGUGAACGUUGCAGACGACGGCCCAAAAGAUUUUGCUGUCCGUCCACAACACCAGGUGAUAAAGGCAAGGGCAAAAGGCGCACCGGGCGUUGAUGUGAUCAUUUUCAGUACAUGUUUGUUA
Coffea arabica (coffee) is the source of this 1321-nucleotide messenger RNA. Its product is annotated as serine/threonine-protein phosphatase 7 long form homolog. NCBI's taxonomy places the organism in Eukaryota, Viridiplantae, Streptophyta, Magnoliopsida, Gentianales, Rubiaceae. Gene Ontology annotation, biological process: meristem development; meristem maintenance. The record is from RefSeq and is a predicted model, not a curated record.